Xenopus tropicalis (tropical clawed frog) is the source of this 2292-nucleotide messenger RNA. It is a transcript of the gene rtf2, whose product is annotated as replication termination factor 2. Bases 97 to 1011 code for a protein of 304 amino acids. NCBI's taxonomy places the organism in Eukaryota, Metazoa, Chordata, Amphibia, Anura, Pipidae. The transcript is spliced from 9 exons. The record is from RefSeq and is a predicted model, not a curated record.
AGGACGUAAGCUUAAUGACGACACACGCAAUUCCAGGCACCGGAAGAGGAAGUUAAUCACAGCGCUAGCAGAGUUUGUUUUGGUGACUGACUAAACAUGGGAUGCGAUGGGGGAACGAUUCCCAAGCGGCAUGAACUGGUGAAGGGGCCCAAGAAGGUGGAAAAGAUCGAUAAAAACGCAGAGUUGGUGGCCCGGUGGUACUACUGCAUGUUAAGCCAGGAGAGACUCACUAAGCCUAUAGUGGCUUGUGAAUUGGGCAGGCUGUACAACAAGGAUGCCGUGAUCGAGUUCUUACUGGACAAGUCACCCGACAAACCCCACGCAGACACCGCUGCACAUAUUAAGGGCAUCAAGAGUAUCAUUGAGCUGAACCUGAGUGACAAUCCGGCAUGGGCAGGGGGCAAAGGGAACACAAAAGGCGAUAAAUACGACGAGCAGUGCGCUCAGUUUAUCUGCCCAGUGGUUGGCCUGGAAAUGAAUGGCAGACACAGGUUCUGUGUGCUGCGGAACUGCGGCUGUGUGUUCUCCGAGCGGGCACUGAAAGAGAUCAAAACAGACGUGUGCCACAAGUGCGGAGCUGGUUUUAAAGAAACCGAUAUUAUUCUGUUAAACGGCGAUAAGGAAGAGGUGGAGGAACUGAGGAAAAGAAUGGAGGAACGCAGGCUAAAGGCUAAAUCUGAAAAGAAAGCAAAAAAACCUAAAGCCGUUGAGUCUGUGUCAAAGCCUGAUCAAGGAGAAGAAUCCCCGGGAUCAUCACAGAAGGAGGCAGAAGAUACGAGCUUUCCCAGAGACAAGAUCGAUUUUGUUUCCACUGCAAAAACACAAGUAGAUUCUCAAUCCUCAUCCUCUGAUGCAGCCGCCAAAUCUUCAUCCUCCUGCACCAAAAGACCCGCGCCCGGCAGCGAGCGGAAGUCGGAGGCGUAUAAAUCCAUCUUCACCUCCCACAACUCCGCUAAGCGCACAAAGGAGCAGUCGUCGAACUGGAUCACUCACACUGCUUAUUACUUCUAAUGCGUCUAGGGGCGACAUCACUGGUGCCGCUGUUUGGACCCCCCCAGAAUCUUCACCUUUUUAUUUUCUACUAAAUUGUUUAUUCAUUUUUAUCCUAUUUGUGGGGCAAAUCAUGUGCCCUAUAAACCGCCCAACGCUUCCAUCCGUUUAUAGCCGCCCCAUUUAGAAUAUUCAAAACAAUUUCAAAGUCCACAAGUUAAACCUGAUAUCAGACAAGUCAUGACGUGGGAUCAGGGGUCGGAGAUGAUUUAACGGGAGCCGCGCAGACUGGGAGUGGGAGAGAUCGGUGGCACGAGUAUAAAUGAAUAUAUAUAUAAAUUUUUUUAUUUUUUUUAAUAUCACCCAAAUGAAUAAUAUUAUGUAUGUACCACAGUCUAGAACCGUGAGUUCUAGAUCAGCUUUUAUAUCAAGCAUCAUUUGAAUGAAGCGCAAGCAAGCAACCUGUGGUGUAGGUGGGUACUCACAAACCCAUCGGCUUGUACCGCAAAUGGAUUAUUGAAUAUCCGCAGCCUGUAGCUCUGGUUACUAUACGCACGCGUCUAUAUCGUUAAAAUCAAAAACGCCCAUCGAGUAAAAAAAAUCGAUCCAGUUACGGUGGAGAUUAGAUUUCCUAGCGGCCGUCUUUUUCCACCGUGUUCAACUGGACUGUGUGCUUCACGCGUUUCGCUCAAUGGCUUCCUCAGAGACCUCUCCCAAUCUGCUAAACUCACUGGGGAACUCACUGUUCUAGACUGUAGUACAUACAUCAUUAUUUCAAUAUAUAUAUAAAUAUAUAUAUAUAUAUAUAUAUAUAUAUAUAUAUAUAUAUAUAUAUAUAUAUAUAUAUAUAUAUAUACACACAGUCACGUGACUGGUGUCGGGUUCAGCUUGUGGACCUUUCCCUUGUUUUACACUUUCUGUACAACGCGGUUAUAAACUGCUUUUUGGCAAGUGACCCGUUUGUCCCAAGCUGACUCCACCCGUUUGUCCCAAGCUCCACCCACAUUCAGUUUCCAGCUCCGCUGGGACAUAACAAGCAAAUUCAUCUGACUAUAAAGAUCCUGAUCCUCCUAUCAGCUGUUUUAUUAGCGUAUAUUUGUAUGUCGCAGUUAUGUGUUAGGGGAGAAUAAAUUCCUUUUCCGCUUAAUAAAAUGGCUUUUAUUUCUUUGUGGAGUUCUAGUGCCCAGAAUUACUUCUGCUGUUUUUUUUUUUUUUUUUAAUAUUUAUCAUUUUAUUUCCGAAUUUGGCGCUAUGAAGCGCACACCGCCCUGCAUUGGGUUAAUAAAUCUUUAUUUCAAUUAC